AGAAGUGAUCUACGUCAUGCAGGUUUGGAAGUUUGCACUUAGGAUCCCGAUAUGAAGGAUUAUGAUGAAACCAUAUCUUUUUUGGGUCAGUGGGGACGUUUCCAGCAGAUUGUCUUCUUCCUGCUCUGUGCCAGCAUCAUGCCCAAUGGAUUCGGCGCAUUAUCUGUUGUCUUCUUGACUGCCGUUCCCAGUCACCACUGUCUGGUCCCAGAGGUUAACCUGACACAGGACUGGCGCAACGCUAUCAUCCCGAGAGAGGUGGUGAAUGGGAAACAGGAGCUGAGCAGAUGCAGCAGGUACAGGCUGGAUGUCGUCAGAAAUCUCUCCGCUCAGGGAUUCAUCCCUGGCAGGGAUGUCAACCUCACUGACCUGGAGCAGGAGGGCUGUGUGGAUGGGUGGAGCUACAGCAAAGACAUCUAUGAAUCCACCAUAGUCACUGAGUUUGACCUGGUGUGCGGUGAUCAGUGGAAGCAGCCAUUCACCACCACAAUUUUCUACCUGGGAUUUCUUGCUGGAUCCUUCUUCUCAGGACAGCUCUCGGACAGGUUUGGAAGGAAGCCUGUUCUCUUCAUCACCAUGGCUCUUCAGACAAUUUUUACUUUUUCUGAAAUGUUUUCCCCUUCUUGGACGGUGUUCUCCAUCCUCAUCUUCUUCAAUGGUUUGGGACAUAACUCCAACUAUGUGUCUGGUUUUGUGCUGGGCGCUGAGAUCUUGACUGGAAAAGUGCGGGUGCUGUUUUCAACUAUGGGUGUGUGUCUCGGCUUUGCCAUUGGCUACAUGCUGUUGCCUCUUUUCGCCUACUUUUUAAAGGACUGGAAAUCUCUCCUGCUGGGUGUCUCUCUGUCUGGCCUGCUCUACAUCCCUUUCUGGUGGUUCAUCCCAGAGUCUCUUCGGUGGUUGCUCUCUCAGGGAAGAGUGGAGGAGGCCGAGGCCAUAGUGAGAAAGGCUGCUAAGAUGAACAAAGUUGAGGCUCCACAGGUGAUCUUCGAAGAUUACAGUGCAUAUGCUGAUGAGACAAAGACAGACCCGAAGAACCACCACAAUAUCUUCGACCUUCUGAGGACAAGAAACAUCAGAAACAUGACUCUCAUUCUGUGCCUGGUGUGGGUCACUAUUAAUGCUGGAUACAAUGGCCUGUCCCUGAACACAUCCCGACUCCAUGCUGACCCCUACAUCAGCUGUUUCCUCUCAGCAGCUGUAGAGGUACCAGCAUACGUUUCCAGCUGGCUGUCGCUGCGAUACCUUCCACGACGACUGUCUGUCAUCUGCACCAUGCUUAUGGCAGGGAUGUCGCUGUACUUCAUUCAGCUGGUGCCUCAAAGUUUAUCUGAGCUGGCUGUUGCACUGGAGAUGCUGGGUAAAUAUAGUCUUACCACAGGUAUAGCCCUGAUGUAUGCCUACACAGCAGAGCUUUACCCAACAGUGCUCAGGAACACAGCAACAGGGACAUGCACCACCGUUUCCAGAGUGGGCACCUGCGUUGUACCUUUCGUGUUACUGCUGGGUGAUUACUUUAGGUACAUGCCUUAUAUCAUACUCGGGUCUCUAUCUGUCGUGUCUGCCUUCGCUACUCUCUUCCUACCAGAGAGUUUUGGACGACCUCUACCUCAAACUAUUCAAGAGAUGCAGAGAAGACAGAGAAUGAGGUGCCCAUUCAUCACAAGAAAGGAAAAUUCAAAAUCUACGGUGCUUUUCGAAAGUCAACUCUGAUUGUCUCAAACAUUACUUACAGAAGUUAUUAAUAAAUAUUGUAACUGAA
Messenger RNA from Epinephelus lanceolatus (giant grouper), 1759 nucleotides. RefSeq names its product organic cation/carnitine transporter 2-like. The record is from RefSeq and is a predicted model, not a curated record. NCBI's taxonomy places the organism in Eukaryota, Metazoa, Chordata, Actinopteri, Perciformes, Serranidae. Gene Ontology annotation, biological process: transmembrane transport. Gene Ontology annotation, cellular component: membrane. Gene Ontology annotation, molecular function: transmembrane transporter activity.